AAAAGAGCAGGAUGGGAUUUAAAAGGACAGUUAGAAGAUAUGAAGGCUUUGGUCCAGUCUCGUGAGAUGAUGAGCUCAGAGCUUCAAACUCAAUUAGAUAGUUAUAAUCAACGAAUUAUCUCCCUUGAAUCUCACAAUAAUCACCUGUCAGGAACUGUCAAUCAGAAAGAACAGCAGACGGAAAGUAUUUCACGGGAAAUUGAGGAUUUGAAAAGGAAGCUGAGAAAUAGUGAGGAUGAUUUAGACGGUACGAAACGAAGAUUACAGAGAGAAAUAGACGAUUUAUCAUUCUCAAAAUCUACCCUAGAACGACAGAAAGACAGUCUGGCAGGGGAGCUAACUGCUAGUCAAACUGAGAUUACUGCCAGCACCAAUAUAAAAAUUAAAGAUACAACUAUAAUGGAACUACGAGAGAUGAUCAGGAUACAUGAGGCUAAGAUACGUGAACAGGACGAAGAACUAAUUAAUCAGGAGACCAUGAGACGAAAACUUCAUAAUACUAUACAGGAACUUAAGGGUAACAUCAGAGUGUUCUGUCGAGUACGACCGUUACUAGGUAACGAAACACAAGAUAAUGAUGGUGUUAUAGGUCACAUGACAUUCCCUGAUAAAGAUGGUAAAGUUCUAGAAAUGGAGAAACUUGGAGACAGUACAAUAUUAAACUCAACUCGUGGUGGAAACAAACUUCUCUUCUCAUUUGAUAAAGUUUUUGAUCCAGUUUCCUCACAGGCCGUAGUUUUUGAAGAAAUAUCACAACUAGUUCAGAGUGCGCUAGAUGGUUAUAAUGUGUGUAUAUUUGCCUACGGUCAGACAGGGUCAGGUAAAACGUAUACGAUGGAGGGAGGGAGACUAGAGGAAGAGGAUAAAAUAGGAAUGAUACCUCGAGCUGUAAGACAGAUCUUCUCUACUGGAUUACAAUUACAACAGCGAGGAUGGACAUAUACCUAUAUUGCCAGUAUGUUGGAAAUCUAUAAUGAAACAAUACGUGAUUUAUUAUCUGAAGAUCAGACUCUAACCCAUGACAUUAAAAUGAAGGGAAAGGAUUCAGGAGAUGUUCACGUUACCAAUUUAACUACUGUUAAUGUUACUCAAGAAUCAGAGGUAUUUGAUCUAUUAAAGAGAGCAUCUCACAACCGAGCUGUAGCUGAAACAAAAUGUAAUGAGAGAUCAUCUCGAAGUCAUUCUGUAUUUCAACUUCAUAUCACUGGUAAAAACUCAUCUACAGAUGAAUCUUGCCAAGGUACCCUGAGUUUGGUUGACCUGGCUGGUAGUGAGAGAUUGAAACAAUCUGGGUCAGAAGGUCAAAGGUUAAAGGAGACAUUGUGUAUCAAUAAAAGUCUAAGUAACCUUGGUAACGUCAUCAUGGCUCUAGGAAAACAGGACAGUCAUAUUCCAUAUAGAAACAGUAAAUUAACAUAUCUUCUACAGAAUUCACUAGGUGGAAACAGUAAAACAUUGAUGUUUGUUAAUAUAAACCCACGGGAAGAAUUCUUUAAUGAAUCUCUAAAUUCCUUACGUUUUGCCACCAAGGUAAGUUCAUGUGUUAUACAAGGGAGACUCAUUUUGAUGUCAUGGGAGUGA
Lottia gigantea (owl limpet) is the source of this 1581-nucleotide messenger RNA. RefSeq lists its product as hypothetical. Gene Ontology annotation, molecular function: microtubule motor activity; microtubule binding; ATP binding. Lineage: Eukaryota; Metazoa; Mollusca; Gastropoda; Lottiidae. The annotation marks the transcript as partial. The transcript has 10 exons. Gene Ontology annotation, biological process: microtubule-based movement. The record is from RefSeq and is a predicted model, not a curated record.